UACACCACGUUUGCCAAUGGUUGAACAUAACAGUCUUCCUAAACAAAGUAUUGUUCCUGAAAAUGAUCCUGCCAAUUGGAUAAAAAAUCAAGAAACGAUAGAUUAUUUAUCAAUCAAUGGAUUUAACCAAAAUUUAGAGAACAAUAAUUUCCAAAAGUCAAAAAGAAUUUACACUCAAAUAAUUGGUGGGGUAAGACGUACUCGUUUUCGAUAUAUGUCAAAAAGUAUAUUUAUAUCUACUCUUGUUAAUGGUGAAAAAAUUAACCGAACAUUUUUGAUUUACUCAGAAAGUAAAGGAUCAAUAUUUUGUGCUCCCUGCUAUUUAUUUGGUGGCACUACAUCGUUUGCCACAGUUGGUUUUUCAGAUUGGAAAUAA
This is a messenger RNA of Hydra vulgaris (swiftwater hydra), 376 nucleotides long. Its product is annotated as zinc finger MYM-type protein 1-like. The record is from RefSeq and is a predicted model, not a curated record. Gene Ontology annotation, molecular function: protein dimerization activity. NCBI's taxonomy places the organism in Eukaryota, Metazoa, Cnidaria, Hydrozoa, Anthoathecata, Hydridae.